Molecule: messenger RNA, 2086 nt
Organism: Brassicogethes aeneus
Lineage: Eukaryota; Metazoa; Arthropoda; Insecta; Coleoptera; Nitidulidae
Source: the annotation of a GenBank genome assembly
AGUAGUUUGUGCGUGAUAAUAAAGUUAACUAUUUGUAAAAAUGAUGGAUGGACAGGAAGAUUAUAGUAGUUAUUAUCAGAAAAAUUCCCCAAAACAAAAUGGUGGUAGUAUUCAUUCUGAUAUAGGUGAUAUGAGUUUUAUGAUGUUGGACUAUAUUAAAGAAGCCAUGAAGGCCAUGGAUAUGAUGAGAGGCCAUCAUAUGUUGACAGAUGUGAUAUUAGAAGUUGGUUGUGAUAUAUUUCAUGCGCAUAAAGUGGUUUUGGCAGCAGCUAGUCCUUACUUUAAAGCAAUGUUUACAGGAGGCUUAAAAGAAUGUGAUAUGAACAAAGUAAAAUUACAAGGAGUCUCGGCCACAGCUAUGUCUAGGUUAAUUAAUUUUAUGUAUACAGGAAGGAUACGAGUUACUGAAAAUACAGUGUGCCAGUUAUUACCAGCUGCCACCAUGCUACAGGUUCCCAAUGUAAUACAAGCCUGCUGUGACUUUUUGGAAAGACAACUGGACCCAAGUAAUGCUAUAGGUAUAGCUAGUUUUGCAGAACAGCAUGGAUGUUUGGAAUUAUACAAAAAAGCCAAUCAAUACAUUGAACGGCAUUUUUGCCAGAUUUGCCAAGAAGAAGAAUUUUUUCAACUUACUGCCCAUCAAUUGGUUAGUUUAAUAAAAAAAGACGAAUUAAAUGUGCAAGAUGAAAAAGAAGUAUACAAUGCAGUUUUAAAAUGGGUUAAGUAUGAUGAAGACAAUAGGCAUAUGAAAAUGGAGUGUAUAUUAAGUGCGGUUAGAUGUCAAUUUUUGCCACCCAAAUUUUUAAAUGACCAAAUGACUAAUUGUGAUGUUAUUAGGAAAACACCGGCUUGCAAGGAAUAUUUAGCUAGGAUAUUUAAGGAUUUAACAUUGCACAUUAGGACAGUUGUUAAAGAAAGAAGCCCAAACAUUCCAAGAGUAAUUUACAUUGCAGGCGGAUACUAUAAACAAUCAUUGGAUAUUUUGGAAGGUUAUAAUGUUGACGAUAAAAAUUGGACAACUCUAGAUAGUCUUACAGUACCAAGAUCUGGAUUGGGUGGAGCAUUUUUAAAAGGAACUUUUUAUGCUGUCGGUGGAAGAAAUAAUAGUCCAGGAAAUAGUUAUGAUUCAGAUUGGGUAGAUAAAUACAAUCCUUUAAAAAAUCAAUGGAGACCAUGCAGUCCAAUGUCAGUUCCACGAAACAGAGUUGGUGUUGCUGUAAUGGAUGGAUUGUUAUAUGCUGUUGGAGGAAGUGAAGGAUUAAAAUACCACAGUAGUGUGGAAUGUUAUGAUCCCGAAGUGGAUAGAUGGACUACUGUCAAAUCAAUGCAUUCUAAACGUUUGGCAGCAGGAGUUGCAGUUGUUAAUAGAAUAUUGUAUGCAAUAGGCGGUUAUGAUGGUAUAAGUAGGCACAAAACAGCAGAAUGUUACCACCCUGAAAAUGACGAAUGGACUUUAAUUAGUCCAAUGAAUACUCAACGAAGUGGAGCAGCUGUUGCUGCAAUAAAUCAGUUUAUCUAUGUGGUUGGAGGAUAUGACGGUAAAUCACAGUUAAAUAGUGUUGAAAGAUAUGAUACAGAAAAAGAUUUAUGGGAAUUUGUUUCCAAUAUGAAAGUGGCUAGAAGUGCCUUGAGUGUAACAGUUUUGGAUUGUAAAAUAUAUGCCAUGGGUGGAUAUGAUGGUUUAAACUUUCUUACAACUGUAGAAAUUUAUGAUCCAGCAAUGGAGACCUGGGAAUAUGGAGAACCUCUUACUUCUGGAAGAUCGGGACAUUCGAGUGCUGUUUGUUUUCAACCACCAUGUAACUCAAAAUGCCGAAUUUUAUCUGCAAUUUCAAGCAGUAGUAGUGGUAGUUCUCCAAGAUAAUAACAAAGAUGGAUGAAUGGAUGAAUGAAAAAUGUGAUAAUAAUGUGAUUUUAUAAUUAUGGAAAUACUUAAUAAUAAAAUCUAAAAAUUAGGCAUCAUUCCCAAAAGAAAGUUUAUGUCGCUUUAAAUUUGUAUUUUUUUUAAAUAUUUACACCUAAAAUAUGAAUUCCAAAAUUGAUCAGGUUUUAGUUAUUGUUAGUUAUACAUUAUUAGCAAUGUGUA